Molecule: messenger RNA, 3525 nt
Organism: Volvox carteri f. nagariensis
Lineage: Eukaryota; Viridiplantae; Chlorophyta; Chlorophyceae; Chlamydomonadales; Volvocaceae
Exons: 5
Coding region: 1-3525 (1174 amino acids)
Biological process (GO): DNA damage tolerance; protein monoubiquitination
Cellular component (GO): nucleus; Rad6-Rad18 complex
Molecular function (GO): ubiquitin protein ligase activity; single-stranded DNA binding
Source: RefSeq, a predicted model, not a curated record
AUGGCCGAUGACGAAUUCAACCCACCGCCUGAGCUGGCUGGGUUGACUGAGGAACUGACUUGUUGGAUUUGUAAGCAGCUGUUUGACGGUCCUGUCUCGCUACAAUGCGGCCACGUAUUCUGCUCCAGCUGUAUCCGUCAAUUCUUUGACUAUAAUCAUGCACAAAAUCAGAGGCAGUUCUGCCCAACGUGCCGCGAGCCCAGCAGCACGGCGGCGCUUCGGCCGGUGGUGGCGGUCCGCAAGGCGGUGCUGGUGCUCCCCUCCGCAUCCGGCGCCGUAUCGGCGCUGCGGCUUAAGUUGGAAGAAGCCGAGAGCCGAGCGGUCGCGAUGGAACAGGAGGCCGCGGCCCUGCGCGCACAGCUAGCCGACAGGCACCAGCGGAGCCCCUCUUUUCCCACCGCCGCGCCUCACAGCCGCACCGGGCUCACUUCUGGCCCGCAUCCAGCUGCCGCCAACACCGCUGCUGUCACCAACACCAGGGACGGCCAGGUCAUCGGCCGGCGGGCGUCACCCACCACAUCCCCCGCUCAGGCGGUCGAGCGCGGCCACAGCGGCAUCGCGCUUCUGGAUAAACGGAGCAAUGGGGCGCUGGUUCCGGAGCAUAGCUGCGGCGGCACGGAAGCGAAGCGCUCGUCGGGGCCCCAUAGCGCCGGAAUCCAGGGCCGGAAAACAUCCUUGAAGGCUGGUGACGAUGAUGAAGAUGGCGACGAUGCCAUGGUGGAUGACCAAGCAGAUUCACUGACUGGCGAGGAACAGCGCACAGGGUCCGAUAGACAGGGCCGGGAGGUUCAGCACCCGGCCAAGAAGAGGUUGAAACGCGGUCCUGAGCCCGCCGCUAGCGGCGGUGUCGGCGGCGGCGGCAGCAGCCGCGGUGGUACGGCAGCGUCUCGGAGCCAGGGCGUUACAAAGUCGACCUCCCGUUACAGCGAUGGUGCGGGUGGGGACGGCGUUAGCUGCUCCGUCGGCCGCCGGCGCCGCCGCAUUAGCAGCAGUAGCGGCAGCAGUAGCGACGACGGUGCCGAUGACAUGGAUGCAGACGACAGCAAUGGCCACGGCGACGACGGCGAUGAUAAUGACGACGACGAUGAUUACAGUCCUGGGUCAGGGGAGCCCAGCGGCCGCCGCCGCGGCGGCGGCGCCGUACGAAACGGCCGUCGAGGUCGCGGCGGAGCCACCACGUCGAGCCAACAACUGACAGGUCGGAAACGAGUUCGCGGCAAUGGCAGCCGCCGGUCCCCCAGGGUCGCCUCCGGCAGCCAUGGCAGUGCCGGGGUCCUUGCCGUCGCUCCGGAUACGGUGGGCCCGCAGCCGCCUUCGGCGGCAGGCGCAACAACCACGACGACACAGCCGCAGCAGCCAGUUGGCGUGGGUACGGCACCAGGCGGUGUGGAUGACUGUCCCGUGUGCGGCUCCCGAUACCCCCUGGGCCAGCUCCAGGCUCACGUCCAGCUCUGCCUUACGAGGACGGGAUUUAGCACCGGCAGCCGCGGCCGCGGCGGCGGAGCGGCAGCUGCUGGAUUGGGGGAAUCAGGGGGGGAAUCUGCGGGGAACGCCGCGGCAGGGACGGGGACGGCAAGAGGAGCGGCGACGGCAAGGGAAGCAGCUGCGGCGGUUUUGCAUCAUUCAGCCGCCACUACCGCGCCACGGGGAGUGCCGCCACCAGCGGCGGCGCCCUGUGAGGGCCUUCUGAGUGGGCGUCGAGGAGGCGUCCCAGCGCCAGGGCCUGGGCCAGGGCCGGCAACCGCAACAGCAACAGCCCAUAAUAACAGAACCUUGAGAGCAAUGGCCAACACCCAGGUCAUGGCAGAGGCGCCAGCGCCGAUUAUCCAGAUUCCACCGGCAAAGUCCUUCCACCCGAUGAGCCUCAAGGAAGCCAAGAAGGUCUUGACGGAAUGCGGGUUGCCGACCAGUAACAGUAAACAGGAAAUGGCGGACCUCUACAACAGGUAUCGCACCUUCUUGCAGACGGAGAAGGAUCGUGGCACGUCCAAAACCGCCAGGCAACUGAUGGGCAUCUUCCUAACGGAGGCCAAACAGGCAGACAGGGCGCGCAGGCUACCCGCAGAGGCCCCGCACGCUAUGGCAGAUUUCAUCGCCAAGUACAACGCCAGGAUGAGCGCCCAGGUCAAAGCCAGGCGGGAGCACGCGGCCUCGACGGCGCUGGCUUCGGAGCCGGCACCCCCCGAGCAGGGACAAGGACAGUUGCCAGGGCAGCAGGGCCACGACCACCACCCCGGUGAGACGCCGGGCCAGGUUCGGGAACAUGGCCAGCCGACAUGUCACCGCAACCACCUAGACCAUCACAACUACCAACAAACUCACGACCAGCACCAUCAUCACGACCAGCAGCUACAGCAGCUACAGCAACAGCAACACCAGCAGCAGCAGCAGGAAAAUGACCGGCAGUCGGGCCUCCCUGAACACGACAGAGGGAGAAGUGGGCCCGCGGGAGACCGAGCCCUCGGACUGCUUCAGCCGGCUCACCCUCCUCUUCCCCGCCACGGCCCUCACACCGGGCAGCAGGGUCCAGGGGAACCCGGGGAUGGUGGAGUCCCGCGGCGUGACGUGGCGGGGAAGGAGGAGGCGACGGCAGGAGGUGCAGGGUCCUUGGUGAGCGCGCCGGGGAGGGCGACGGCGGCGGCUGUAGUAGGCGCGCCCGCUACCGUGGCGGUAUCUGAUUUGGGUCCGCGGCAGGCCGGUACCUGCGUCGGGGGCCUGAACAGGAGGAGGCUUCUCCAGGUUGUGCAGUCGGGGCGAGUUGGAGGGGCGCGGCAGGAGGUCAUUACGAUUGAUGACUCCGAGGAGGAUGGUGACGGUGGGAACUGCGUUAAGGAGGAGGCGCAAGGCCCUAGCCUGAAGCAGCGGGAGCAGGGGGAGCAGCGGGAGCAGGGGGAGCUGGAGAAGGAUAGGCCAAGGCGAGGUCUGACGGUGGCAGCUGCGGAAGGUGGGGAGCUGUUGGGGAGCGAGAGUGACGGCAGCGGCAGUGAUGGCGAAGAGUUGGCAGCAGGUGGUGGCCGCGACGGCGACGGCGGCGGCGGCGGUGGGGCCACGACGCCAUGCCUGGCGGCCUGCCUGACGGCGCCGCACCCUGAUGUCGGGCAUUUGUACCGUGGCGCAACGCCCCCAGCUGUUGCUGCUGCUGUAGCCGCAUCGAUGGCGGCGGCGCCGGCAGUGAUGGCAGUAGCUGGCGCCGUAGCACGGGGGGGACACACGCCGCCGCCGCCGCCGAGGAGGGACGCAGGGCAGUCUGGCAGCGGAGCGCUAGGCAGCGACGGAGGCGCGGUACCGUGGCGGGGACUGCUGCGCCCCACGCCGCCGCACAAUGCCGACGCAGCCGGUGCCGGUGCGUCUGGAGCGGGGCUCAUGGACAUAAGCAACAGCACCGGCGGCCAGCGCAUGGCCGGCACGCAGGCAACGCCGGUUUCAAAGGCUGCCUCCCUCCAAAGCCUCUUCGUGGGCGGUGCUGCGGCGACGGCGGCGGUGUGCGGCAACGCUUAUCAGCAGCUGCAGUACGACCAGCACUAG